Molecule: messenger RNA, 4183 nt
Organism: Lotus japonicus
Lineage: Eukaryota; Viridiplantae; Streptophyta; Magnoliopsida; Fabales; Fabaceae
Exons: 5
Coding region: 2185-3816 (543 amino acids)
Source: RefSeq, a predicted model, not a curated record
AACUUGGUUUACACAGUUAAUGUUUUGAACUUGGUUUACAGCGUGUCAUAUAGCGGCGGCUAAUUUUGUGAUUAGUGGCGGUUUUAACCACCGCUAAGUUUUAAUAAAAAAAAUUCUGCAGACACGUGCGUUUGGCACAAAUAUUGCGCGGUUUUUUUUUUUGCCGCUCUCGAAAUUCAUUAGCUUAAAAUCUUUUUCCCUUAAGUUUGAAAACCCUAUCACAACCGCUUCACUCACGUUUCACUAUCACAAAUAUUGCGCGAGUUUUCUCUCAUGGAAAACCCUUAGCACUGCUUCCCCAUCGUUCCUCUGCUUUGAUACGUUCGGAAUUUGGUGGCUAUUGUGCAAACAGCAUCGUUCCUUUGCUUGAUCCGUUCGUGGAUUUCAUCUUCUCUAUUCUCGGAACUGGUCUAAGAGACUUCAAAGAAGUCAAUCAUGGAUAAAUCUUGGAUUAAAAAGCCACGGAAUACACUUGAAUAUCUUGCAGUACUAAAUAGUUUUCUUGAUUUUGCAUUUGAACAUAAUUCUGGUUCAAAUACAAUAAUAUGUCCUUAUGACAAGUGUGGUUUUAAGAAGUGGCACACUAGAGAUGAGGUGCUUGACCACUUGUUAUGCAAACCAUUCCCUAAUGGUUACACAUUUUGGCAUCGUCAUGGGGAGACAAGACAAAGAGAAUUUGUUCUUAGAACACCUUCAAUAGAAGAGAGCACUCGUAAUGAAGAUCCAAUUCAGAGGAUGAUAAGUGAUGCUUUUGGGUUCUCUAACCACAUGAAUGAAGAACCUUAUGUGGCAAAUGAAGCAUGUGGUGGAGAUGAAAAUACCAUUCCAGAGUUGAAUCAAGGAAUGCAAGGCGAGGCUAAAGAAUUUUAUGAGCUACUUAUAGAUGGAGAGAAAGUUCUGUAUGAUGGAUGUACAAAAUACACAAAACUGUCCUUUUUAAUUAAGUUGUACCACAUCAAGAGUCUUUGUGGAGUCAGUAACAAAGCUAUGGAUAUGAUUCUUGCAUUGUUGCACGAUGCUUUUGAACAAGCAAAUAUACCCUCCUCAGGUUAUCAAGCGAGAAAAAUUGUUGACAAGUUAUGCCUUAAUUACACAAAGAUACAUGCAUGUCCCAAUGAUUGCAUGUUGUAUUGGGGGGAGGAUGAAGAUAAAGAAAAAUGUAAAGUAUGCAACACAUCAAGAUGGAAGAUUCCCAAAAAAAUGGAAGCGUUGGUGUAUAUUUUCUUCUUAAGAGGAGGAAACAACCUGCAAAAAUUCUACGUUAUUUUCCUUUGAUCCCUAGGUUGAAAAGAUUAUUCAUGUCUUCAAAGACGGCUGAAAGCAUGAUUUGGCAUGCUAAGGAAAAUAACAAUGAUGGUAUGAUGAGGCAUCCGAGAGACUCUGAGGCUUGGAAGCAGUUUGACUUGUCACAUCCUGAAUUUGCUAGAGACCCUCGGAAUGUACGUCUUGGCUUAGCAAGUGAUGGAUUCAAUCCUUUUGGGUCAAUGAGCAAUAGUUAUAGCAUUUGGUCAGUAGUACUUAUUCCUUACAACACUCCACCAUGGACUUGCAUGAAGUCAACAAAUUUCAUUCUCUCAAGUAUUAGUCCCGGGAAGCGACAAAUUGGAAAUGAUAUUGAUAUUCAUUUGCAACCACUUAUCUUAGAGUUGAAAGAAUUGUGGGAAAAGGGAGUGGAGACAUAUGAUGCUUCAAAAAAUGAAAUAUUCAUGAUGCAGGCUUGCCUUUUAUGGACCAUAAGUGAUUUCCCUGGCCUUGGGGUUUUAUCAGGAUGGAACACUUACACAGGGCUAGCUUGUCCUGUUUGUAACUUUGAUUCAGCUCCUCUUCGUCUUCCAUAUAGCAAGAAGUCGUGUUUUAUGGGGCAUCGUAGAUUUCUGCCUACAGGACAUCAGUUUCGGCAAAAUCAGAAUCGAUUUGAUGGAAGUGUUGAGGAUAGAGAUCCACCAAAACCAUUAACUGGAUCAGACAUUCUAAAUCAAGUUAAAGAUAUAAAUGUCACAUUUGGUAAAGAACCUGAACCUGAACCUGAACCUGGGUCAUCUAGAAAAAAAAGACCUCGUAAGAAGAAAAAAGUUGAUGGGAAUCAAACACAACAGUGGAAAAAGAAGAGCAUAUUUUUUCAACUUCCAUAUUGGGAGUUUAACUAUAUGCGUCAUAAUCUUGAUGUGAUGCAUAUUGAAAAGAAUGUGUGGUGAUAACAUCAUUUUUACUUUGUUGAAUGAUAAAGACAAACGAAAAGAUCACGUGGAGGCCAGAAAAGACUUGCAAGCAAUGGGCAUAAGGAGAGACCUUUGGCCAUUAGAGGAUGGUAAAAAGUGUCCAGCGGCUUUGUUUACAAUGACAAAGGAGGAGAUAAAUCUCAUGCUCAAUAUUUUGAAGGAUGUGAAAGUACCAGAUGGAUAUUCAAGUAACAUUUCAAGGUGCAUUGACACUCAACAAAAUAAGAUUUAUGGACUGAAAAGUCAUGAUUCUCACAUUCUAAUGGAGCAUCUACUGCCUUUAUCAAUAAGGAGUGUGUUACAUGUCCAAGUUUCUACAAUAUUAAUUGAUGUUUGCUCAUUUUUCAAGUCAUUAUGUGCCAAGGUAUUGGAUCCUAAAGAUUUGGACAGGCUAAAUGAAAGAACCAAACUUACAUUAUGUCAUAUGGAAAUGUUGUUCCCUCCUUCCUUCUUCACUGUUAUGGUUCACCUUAUGAUUCACUUAGUCGAUGAAGCCAAACUUGGAGGACCUGUGCACUAUCGUUGGAUGUAUCCUAUAGAGAGGUUUUUAGGAAAGUUGAAGUCUUUUGUGCAUAAUAGAGCAGAACCCGAAGGCUCGAUCGCUGAAGGUUGGAGAUCUGAAGAGAUGUUGACCUUUUGCUCAAGAUACCUCGAAAAUGAGAUUGAGACCAGAUUUAAUCGAGUAGGGCGCGUGGAUGAUGAACCCCUUCCAUCUGUUUCAACUUUGUUUCCUUGUAUAGGCAAAUCAGUUGGAGGUGCAACCAAUGUCAACUUAACAUCUAUAGAAAAACUACAGGCACAUCGGCAUGUGUUGAUUAACUGUGAAGAGGCCCAACGCUUUAUUGAGGAAUUUAGAUUGAUAACAAAGAGAAGAUUAAGGGAUCGUACGAGGUCAUCAAGUGAGAUAGAAAAGGCGGUUCAUCAAGGCAUUGUUGAUUGGUUUUACAAUCGUAUCACGUGUGAUUCCCAAGAAUCACACUCUAAUGAUCUUCGUGCACUUUCUCGAGGCCCACUUCAACAAGCAAGGAGGUUUAAUGCAUAUAAUGUAAACGGAUACAAGUUUCGAACCUUGCAACGAGAGGAGAUGUUGAAAACACAAAAUAGUGGUGUGUUUUGUAGCCUUGGAACUAAAAGUUAUGCAAGUUCUAGCGAUAAUAGGCCAAGAGAAGGUUUGGUUCCUUACUAUGGAAAAAUAGUUGACAUUAUAGAACUAAACUAUUAUGGUCGAUUUGUGGUGACUCUAUUCAAAUGUCAAUGGGCCAAUACUACAAACUACAGACAUGUGAAAAAAGAUGCAUUGGGUUUCACCUCAAUUAACUUUUCUGAUUUGAUUCAUACUGGUGAACGGGAAGAUGAUGAGCCGUAUAUUGAGGCUUCUCAAGCUCAAUUGAUUUAUUUCGUGGAGGAAAAAACAGACAAAGGAUGGUGUAUCCCAGUACACAUAAAACCAAGAGACUUUUAUGAUAUGGGGGAAGAUGCUGAGGAGGUCAUAUAUGAAAGUGAAUCUUUUCAACAACAAGACUUAGCCAUGGGUUGGCCAGAGGACAAUAUGGAUGUACACUUGUCAAGGCCUGGAUUGGAUGUUGAAUUUGACUAAUUGUAAUUGAUUUUAAAGACAUGGUUUUGAAGGCGAAGGUGUAGCCAUGUUAGAUAGGAAAGACUAUUGUCAUCACUUUAGUAUAAAUCUUCUCUUCUUUUUUGGCUUUUGUAGUAGUAGUUUCAAUGUUUGAAAUUAGCUUAAUGAGAUCAUUUUGUAAUACUUCUUAUUCUUGUACUUGGUUGAAGCACCCGUUGUGUUUCCUUUAAUGAAUUUUUAUGCAUGUCCAAAAAAAUUGUAAUAUUGUAAUUACUGUAAAAAAUUUAAGUUAGUUAGAUUCCUUUCUUAUUUUUAUAAGUUAAAUGUUUUGCAUUCUUUGCUUUACCUUAGUUGCAUUUUUUAAAAAAAUUUAUUAGCUCUUAGUUGC